Molecule: messenger RNA, 567 nt
Organism: Dioszegia hungarica
Lineage: Eukaryota; Fungi; Basidiomycota; Tremellomycetes; Tremellales; Bulleribasidiaceae
Product: putative 60s ribosomal protein l27
Exons: 3
Coding region: 1-567 (188 amino acids)
Biological process (GO): translation
Cellular component (GO): mitochondrial large ribosomal subunit; ribosome
Molecular function (GO): structural constituent of ribosome
Source: RefSeq, a predicted model, not a curated record
AUGUUCGGCGCCGCUCCCCUUCCUCGUAUACGCGCUCUCGCAGCGCCUCUUGGCUCGGACCUCCGCCAGCAACUUUUUGCGGGACCAUCGACAUUCCACCUUCAGAUCCGAACAGCCACAAAACGAGGCGGUGGAUCAUCUAAAAACGGUCGAGAUUCUGCUGGUCGGCGACUGGGCGUCAAGAAGUUCACAGAUCAAUAUGUCCUCCCCGGCCAGAUCAUCGUCCGCCAGCGAGGCACUGGCCUUCACCCCGGCCAAUCCGUCGGACAAGGCAAAGACUUUACCCUCUUCGCCCUUGAGCCGGGAUACGUUAAAUUCUACUCGCACCACCUCCCCUUCCCCCAUACCGAGCGAUCCGCGGUGGACUCCACCGAGGCGGAUCUGGCAAUUCAGCAGGCGGGCAGGGAGCUGGCGUUGGCGCCAGUGAAGAGGCCAAGGGGGCUGAGGCAGUACAUCGGGAUCGUGAAGGAUAGGGAUGAGAAGCUGCCGAGGGAUGUAAAAUCGUCAGGUGGGGAGAGGCGGUUCUGGGGAUGGCCAAAAGAGGCGGAGGGAGAGCUCGGUCUGUGA